UCGUCGUUAUUUCGUUCUUGCCCUCCUCCCCUCUGCUGUGCUGUACUGCUGCAUCUGAGAAUCCCGCGACCAAAUUUGCUUGACCCGAUCCAGAUCGGAUUUCGGAUCGACCCGUUUAACCGCUCGUAAUUACCCCUCGCAUCGCGCCAUCCGUUGCCGGAUCUUUUGGGAAGUUGACGGCAGCUUCUUCAUUUGAUUUGAUUUGAUUUGAUUUUUAUUUUUUUGUCUGCUUUGGGGAAUUUUGUGCGUUUGUUCCCGUUGAUUCGGAUUGAUGGCGACGAGGAACCGGACAAUUUUGUAUCGCAAGUAUAGGGAUGCAUUGAAGAGCGUUAGGUUGCCGUCGCCUUCCGGCGGCGGUGGAGGAGGUGGGGGUAGAGGCCCGGUGAUCGAGCUAUCGACGACGUCUUUGCUUAAUCCUAAUCGGUCUUACGCUCCUCUGAGCACGGAAGAUCCAGGAACUUCAAGUAGGGGUACAGUUGCUUUAGGCCUACCACCAGCUUGGGUGGAUGUAUCUGAGGAAAUAUCAGCUAAUAUACAACGUGUGAGGGGAAAGAUGGCUGAGUUAGCGAAGGCUCAUGCCAAAGCUCUAAUGCCAUCAUUUGGGGACGGUAAAGAAGACCAACGUCGGAUAGAAGCUCUUACGCAACAGAUAACUGAUCUUUUGAAAAAAUCUGAAAGAGGAUUACAACGAUUCUCUUCUUCUGGGAUCUCAGAGGAUUCAAAUAUUAGAAAAAAUGUUCAGCGUUCUCUAGCCACUGACCUUCAGACCCUCUCAAUGGAGCUACGAAAGAAACAAUCUACAUAUUUGAAACGACUGCGGCAGCAGAAAGAGGGUCCAGAUGGUAUUGACUUGGAGAUGAACUUAAAUGGAAGUAGUUCUAAGAGGGAGGACGAUGAAUUUGAUGACAUGGGUUUUAACGAUCAUCAAAUGGCCAAGUUAAAGAAAAGUGAGGCAUUCACUGCUGAAAGGGAGAAGGAAAUUCAACAGGUUGUUGAUUCAGUCAAUGAACUUGCACAAAUUAUGAAAGACCUGUCAGUUUUAGUGAUCGAUCAGGGAACUAUUGUUGACAGGAUAGAUCACAAUAUAACAAAUGUCGGAGCAUCAGUUGAAGAGGGGUUAAAACAGCUUCAGAAGGCAGAGAGAAGUCAAAAACAAGGUGGCAUGGUUAUGUGUGCAACCGUUCUCAUCAUUAUGUGCUUUGUUAUGCUCGUUCUCCUAGUUUUGAAGACGAUACUCUUCUGAGCUGUGUGUAGGGUCCUACGGUAUCCAAAUCUCUCCUUUGAUCCCAACACUCCUCGUCAAGAACCCUCUUAACAAGCUACAAUACACAUGCUCAGAAGUUCCAAUUUGUUUAAGGUAUAGAUCUGUCCUCUUCCUAUAGAGUUUCUAAAGAGUGCUGGGGUAUGUAUGCAUAUAUAUACAUACAUACAUACAAAUACGUGGAACUCCAUGGCACUGUAGAUUGGUUCGGUCCGGGGCAUUGUCUGUAUAGUCUCCGGGGUAAGGCAAAUAUUGAUUCAUUUUUUCCUGGUAGAAUUUUGUAGCUCCAUCCAUCCAUACGUGCAAUGCUCAUCAUCUAGUGCAUAAUUGCUGUUGUGUUUUUGUAUGCAGAGGGAUUUGGUUAACAGCUGCCGCUAGUGCAUUUUGUUUGUCUUA
This is a messenger RNA of Andrographis paniculata, 1657 nucleotides long. Its product is annotated as syntaxin-43-like. Gene Ontology annotation, biological process: intracellular protein transport; vesicle-mediated transport; vesicle fusion. The transcript has 8 exons. Gene Ontology annotation, cellular component: endomembrane system; SNARE complex; membrane. The record is from RefSeq and is a predicted model, not a curated record. Bases 272 to 1243 code for a protein of 323 amino acids. Lineage: Eukaryota; Viridiplantae; Streptophyta; Magnoliopsida; Lamiales; Acanthaceae. Gene Ontology annotation, molecular function: SNAP receptor activity; SNARE binding.